AUGACGUUAAUGGGAACGUUGCCAUGACAGGACAAAGUAUGAACAGGUAUAUAAAGAAGACGAGUCACUGAAUACAUCCCAGUCAUCGGCAGAGACCAUAAGACAGACAGAUCAGCCUGGAGAACACCGUGCAAUAUGACGAGUUUGCCCCGAAACCUGGGGAUCUUAUGAGUACAGUGCAUAUUGGACGGCACCUUGUAUAAUCAAGCCUUGUGCUUCGUCUCUCACAGGCUGCAUUGUGGAGCAGGACAAUGAAGUUGUUGGUCUUGGCUUUAACCGUCGCCCUGCUGUUUACAGCCGGCGAGGCGCUCGACUGCCACCGCUGUGUCCCCAAAAAGGCCGGGGGGACCUGCGAGACCACCGUGGAGACGUGUCGACCAGAGAAGGACGGCUGCGCUGCUGCCAGGUUCCUCAGAGCCCCGCAUGGCCAUUACCAGAAAUGCAUGGCCCUGUCGGACUGCGAAACGCUGAAGAUGAACGCCUUCAUCAACAUGAAGUGUUGCGGCGACGACAUGUGCAACACAUUUGAAGAUUCGGUGUGAACACUCGGAAGAACGUUGAAAUGCAACUGGAAUGAAAUUCCCCAAAAGAUUUCUGCAGGCGGCCUCUCGUGUGUGAGCCCACAUGAAAUCAAACAUUAUUAGAAAAUCAGAAAAAUGAGAAUGAAGACUAACAACGUAAACCCCAUCACCCUGACAAAUAAAGGUGUGUGAAAAAAGA
Scophthalmus maximus (turbot) is the source of this 720-nucleotide messenger RNA. It is a transcript of the gene ly97.3, whose product is annotated as lymphocyte antigen 97, tandem duplicate 3. The coding region runs from base 252 to 542 and encodes 96 amino acids. The record is from RefSeq and is a predicted model, not a curated record. The transcript has 4 exons. NCBI's taxonomy places the organism in Eukaryota, Metazoa, Chordata, Actinopteri, Pleuronectiformes, Scophthalmidae.